This is a messenger RNA of Girardinichthys multiradiatus, 2428 nucleotides long. RefSeq names its product equilibrative nucleoside transporter 2-like. NCBI's taxonomy places the organism in Eukaryota, Metazoa, Chordata, Actinopteri, Cyprinodontiformes, Goodeidae. Gene Ontology annotation, molecular function: nucleoside transmembrane transporter activity. The transcript is spliced from 13 exons. Bases 552 to 1871 code for a protein of 439 amino acids. Gene Ontology annotation, biological process: guanine transport; nucleoside transmembrane transport; thymine transport. The record is from RefSeq and is a predicted model, not a curated record. Gene Ontology annotation, cellular component: basolateral plasma membrane; plasma membrane.
GGCGACCUGUCCAGGGUGUACCCUGCCUCUCGCCCAUAGACUGCUGGAGAUAGGCACCAGCUCCCCCGCGACCCACUAUGGAAUAAGCGGUAGAAACUGACUGACUAUAUUAAUUUUGAGAAACCUAGAAUGUGUGGGUGAAAUUUACAACUAAAGCUAAAUCAUCUGUAUUAAGAUUAAUAUUUUUAUUUAAAAGGUGCAAAAUAGAACCACAUAUAUACACACAUAUCUCUUUAUAUAUAUAUUUUAAAAUGAAGUAUACAAUAUCAAAACAUAAAUAUCAAAAACCCAUGUAGUUUUUUACUACAAGUUUUGUGUACAUUAAUACCAUUUUAAUUAUUUAUGUCAUAUAGAAACGAAAUAAAGAAAGCAACACACAAAUAAAACAAAAAGAGAAAAAAUGCUCUUGAGAACCGAUUAGUCGUGAACGUCACAUCACUUCCACUACCUUCUCUACCCUCCCUUCCCCUCGAUCCUCAUGCAUUUUUGGCCAUUCCUUCUUCAGAUGUCCGAGAGGAAUCCAUCUUCAGUAGAGUGACAGAAGCAUCAAAAUGUGGAAUGAAAAGAAGCAGAACCCACCUUCUGAUCGCGGUCAGAUUGUUGCCAUCAUCAUCUUUGUUCUCGGUAUAGGAACUCUGCUGCCCUGGAACUUCUUCAUCACAGCCUCACAGUACUUUAAUAACCGCCUUAAAGGGAGCCUCAGCUCUAACGGUACGACGGAGGCUGUGCAGAAAGACUACAACUAUGACAGCUUGAUGGUUUUGCUCCCCCAUCUGCCUCAGCUCCUCUUCACUCUGCUCAACUCUUUCCUCUAUCAGUGGGUGAAGGAACGUCUCCGUGUGGUUUUCAGCCUGGUUGUCAUCUUCCUCCUCUUCGCCCUCACCGCUGCCCUGGUUCUGGUCCCCAUGCAGCCCGACACCUUCUUUUCAGUCACCAUGGCAACCAUAUGGUUCAUCAAUGUGUUUGCUGCAGUUCUGCAGGGCAGUCUCUUCGGUGUAGUCGGCAUGUUUCCUCCUCGAUACAGCACUGUGUUCAUGAGCGGUCAGGGUCUGGCUGGGAUCUUCGCCGCCGUCGCCAUGCUGUGCUCCAAACUGAGAAAUGGUGACACAGAGUCAACUGCUUUGGGAUACUUUGUCACUCCCUGUGUGGCCACAUUAGGGACUCUACUCUGCUACCUGCUGCUGCCACACCUGGAAUUUGCUCGUUAUUAUCUGAACAGAAAUCAGGCUGACAAAUUGGACACAUCUAAUAAGCUCCUCAGCAGCACAGACAAAAUAGCCUUAAACGGUAACAUGAAAGACCUGGAGGCUAAAGGAGUUCCAGAGGAGAGUAAUGAACGUUCGUCUGUCUUUGCUGUCUUUAAAAAGAUCUGGCUGAUGGCUCUGUGUGUGACGUUGGUCUUCGCCGUCACCCUGUCUGUGUUUCCUGUCAUCACAGUCCGAGUGAAGACUGUCUACACGAAGAACACCCAGUGGGACAUUGUUUUCAACUGUGUGUGCUGUUUUAUUGUUUUUAACCUCAUGGAUUUGGUCGGCCGCAGCGCCCCGUCUCUCUUUCAGUGGCCGUCCAAACAGAGCCGGCUGUUUCCUGUCGCCGUUCUGUCCCGUCUGGUCUUCCUCCCUCUGCUCAUGAUGUGUAACAUCCAAGACUCUCAGCUCACUGUCCUCUUCAGACAUGACGGUGCCUUUGUUGUCAUCAUGGCUCUGUUCUCCUUCUCUAACGGCUACCUGGCGAGCCUCUGCAUGGCCUACGCUCCACAGUUGGUGAGGAGCAGGGACUGCGAGACGGCCGGCUCUCUGAUGACCUUCUUCCUCGUUCUGGGGCUGGCUGUGGGAGCCUCUUUUUCAUUUCUGCUGGGAAAACUAGUUUAGAGGGAGAAAACUGGAAAACAAAGGCAAAAGCACUUAGAUCAGGGCUCUACUUGGAUUAUCAUGGAUUUGUACUGUAUGUAUUUUCACCCUAUUAAUUGUUUUGUUUUUUAUUUAGCCUUUCCAGCACUGAGGUUCAAAAUAGUUUUUUACUCUUGAUCACCCCCUCCUGAUAUUAUGUGGCGAAUGCAGUUUAGUGUAAUGCAUGUGUUUCGCAGUCAGAAUUCAUCAAUGCAGCUAAUAAGAAUUGUUUUCUCACGUAACACAAAGCUCCUCCGGGGUGUAAGGGCACCUGUCUAAAUUAAUCUGUAGAUUUCUUUUGUAUUUGUGUUCAUAUUUAUCUUUUGAUGCACAGAAGUGACUUUUAUUGAUUUUUAAAGGAUUUUCCUAUGUGAAGAGAAGUUGUUAAGUUUAACAAAGACAUUAUUGUUGUUAACGUUUGGUUAAUUUAUGUUUUCUAUUCGUUUUUUUAUACUUUAAGAAAAUUGUUUGAUAUAUAUUUAAAAGAAACUAUUUUGUAAAACAGAAUCCUGUUUUAUUAAAUUGGUUUAAAAAGGUGA